This is a messenger RNA of Trichobilharzia regenti, 3759 nucleotides long. The record is from the annotation of a GenBank genome assembly. Lineage: Eukaryota; Metazoa; Platyhelminthes; Trematoda; Strigeidida; Schistosomatidae.
AAAUUUAUAAGCAUGUUAACUUGGUCCCUUAAGCUAAAAAAUAUAAUGUCUAUCCGCUUUUAUUAUUGCUAUUUCAAAGCCCGCUUCAGUAACGUAAGGCACGUAUUAGCCGCAACGUUUACGCAAGGGAAAAUCUACCAAUCACAGCGUGCAUAAGUGACCUUGAAGUGCUCAGCCUCUCCAUAAGCCAUUUGUGCCGCUAUCCUAUCUCGAGCUCUCGGAGUGAAUUACGUAUGCACCACUUUAGGCAGCCUGCUAGACCUUGCCGUUACAGAUACAGAAUUUUAAAUGCCGGGGAUGGUCGUCAUGCUGAAACCACUGAGGCGUAUUUACAUCGUCGUGAAUAUGCAGGAAAGUCUGGUAGCCGUAAAUCCAUGGCUCCCAGUAACAAUAUGGAAAUGAUCAGACGUGCUGUGAGUAUGAACUUAGUAAGUGGGUCGGGAACUUCUGGGGUCACUUCUCAAAACAGCGGUUUGGCUGCAGGAGAGGUGUGGGUCAGAAUUACUGUUGUCAACGGUGCUAACCAUUCGCCCACCGACCUUCAGCAAAUAAUCAUUGCAGCUGUCGGGACUCAACUGCGGUUCUACAACACUUGUGUGGAGGGUAAAAAUUUUCUAACGUAUGCCAAAGUUAGACAGAAAGAGGUCCCCAACUACCGCAAAUCCCUACAGGGCGCACGUGGUUCAAUUCAAGGCUCACAGUUGGUUACCGACAUUACAAUGGUCCCAGAACCUCGAGUUCCUUCCACCUCAGAGAGCAAGUCAAGCUCGGAAUCAACAAACAGUACACCUCUACCAGAAACUUGGAUAGAAGCGUUAAAACAGUGUUUCGUGCAACGCUAUCAGCCAAACACACGCACUUUAGAUCUGUCUUCUUUACAUACAGAUCCUGAUCUCCUUAGUCGAGGUCUGUAUUUGCCUCUAAACAAACAAGCCGUUGUCCAUGCUCUAAUUGCUAUUUUGAAACAAAACCAAGCACAGCUCUCAGUACUCAAUUUGUCAAGCAACCGCCUGACCCAUUUGAAUGCUUUCUCUCCCUUGUCUUCAACAAGUGCUGGAUGCACUCCUGUAUCAAUUGAGCGCAUAGACCUCAGUUCGAAUCCUUUAAGUGGAAUACCGAUUCUUUCCGGUCUUCGAAAUAUUGUUGGUCUAGUCGAACUUGAUCUAACUGAAACUCCACUCUCGUCCAGAUUCCAUCCAAACGACCGGGUGUUUGCAGCUAAACUGCAAAAGAUUUUGCCGACUGUCAAACGCUUGAAUGGACAAGAUUUACCACAGACCGUACAGUUCGCAAUUGAGCAAGGUUCUGAUUCAACCAAACAGCCACAACCCAAACCGCUGCCUCAGUCCGUACUGGGUUAUUUCCCAAGUGUUGAAGUUAAAACAGCUUUGUUAAGUUUUCUGAAACUUUAUCUCAACCGCUAUGACACCCAACCUCGGGGAGAGAACUUGUUACCUUACUAUACAAGCCUAUCUCAACUUGCUUUCUCCGCGGUUCCUGAAUCUCGUAUUCCCAGUACACAAAAUGUAUCAUUUACUGCACGUAUAGAGGUGGAGAAUGAGUCGGGUCAACCAACCGUAGCGUAUUUAACAACAUCUCGGCUAACACAACCUUACUUCACGCGGAGUCGCAAUCUACUUCGUUGUCGAGACGAAUGCAGACGACGUGAUAUGGUUGUUCGUGGCAGUUUGGCAAUCGCUUCCUUUUUGGAUGAAUUACCAGCCACAGAACAUCAACUAGAAUCCUUAUCUGUUGAUGUUGCAUUUCAUUCUGAAAAUCAAAUGUUGUUCACCUUUGGUGGCGUAUUUUAUGAAAUCGCGCCAAUUGCUUCGUCUACUAUGACUUCAACUCCUGAAAAGUCUGUUCGGAAAAUACUACGUUGUUUCACACGAACCAUGAUAUUAGCUGCCCCUGGUGGCCAUGUCAUACAGGACGAUUUUAUUAUAUCAAACCCAAGUACUUCUCUGUGUAAAAAAUAUAUAACUGAAAUGGCUACAAAAUCUGGAAAAGUGAAUCCAACUCCCACACAACAACCUGCGCUAAAUGUUAAUUUAUCUAUACCUGAUCUUAGAGAACCUAUUCUAACUGAAUUCAGUCAACGUACUGGCAUGAACAUAUCUUUUUCGAAACAGUGCUUAGAAGAAUUCGGAUGGGAUGUGAAUGCUGCUUUCAAAGCUUUUGAAGCUAUGAACUCAUCAGGAACAAUUCCCCGUGAAGCAUUUAUUCAGUGAAUUCAAUUACGAAAUAGUAACAUUUGUAUUUUUUCACUUCAUACAUGUUCUGAUUUGUAGCAGUUUGCCGUUAGUUCAGUUGCUUGUAGAGUACUUACUAUUCGUCAUGUUUUUUUAUCCCAAUCGAGAGAUUAUUCGUCAGAAAGUUUGAUGUCACCUGUAUUUUGUGUGUGUGAGUGCGUGUGUUGCGCUCGUUCUACUAACCCGAAAUAUAUAUCUGUUGGGAAAGUACUUUUUCAAUAAAAUAAUAAAAAAACUAAAAAAAAUCUGCAAAGUGCGGUGUUCGCAUUAAAACGUGCUAAAAGAGAACAAAUCCCAACAAGACAAAAAAAUAAAUAAACGGGUCAAAGAAAGAAUUUGAGCGAUGUAUGUUGUGGACUGAUUGCUAUCAGGUGUACAUCAUCAACUUCUGAUGUAUUAGUCGCUUGACCAAGAUGAAAAGUAUGGCGAUAUAAGUCUCUACAGUAGUUGAGCUAUCGAUAAAUUGUUGCAUUAUCGGAAUAUUUAUAAGUCUGUAUAAUAUAUGUGUAUACGCCGACAAUAUAGUAUUUCCAUUCGUACUUAAAACUUUUUGUUAUUCCUUGUGUUUAUGAAUAACUGAUUAUCACUCUGCUUUAUAAACUGCUUAUAAUCCCGUUAUUUUUUGGAUUGAUUAUCUGUACACUCUAUGAUAGAUAGUGAAUGAAAGUUAGUGAAAGCAAUUGUAUUAUCUGACUAUGACUUUUUUAUUUUACUCAAUUCAAAAAGAGAUAAACAAAAUUCGUCAUCAUAUAUUGUAUUGCAUUGUAUUGUAUUGUGUAAUCAAAAGUUGUGAAAUAUCUCCUAUUACAAUUAUAAAGCAAGGGGCCAGUUGAGGAAAAGCAGGCAUGAUUUUGCUGUCCAGGUAUAACAAAUAGGAUCUAAGCAGAAAGUAUAAGAUGAUGAGGCUUUACAGUUUCACAUUUCAAUGCCAAAAAUAAUUUCACUUGCUUGUUUUUGUUUAAUGCUCUAAGAAGAAAUUUGGGAUUACGAAAAAUACUCCUAAUCAUUUGGCUUCGUUAAUCCUUUCGUUUCGAUGUCACAAUUAGUCAUGUCUUGUGAAUUAUCUUUGCCUCCAGGUUCAGUACUAGUUGAUUCCUCUGUAGUAACCACCCCACUUGUGUCUGCUUCGUCAUUAGCGUUCUGUUUAGUGGCUAUUUUGGCGCAGUCUUCAAGCAGUAGUGGCUGGUCACUCUUCUCAAUGUUUCUCAGCGAGGGAAGUGAGUGGAAGCGGUCUAACCUAUCCACUGUUUGUUCAUAUAUGGAAUGGGUGUAACCGUCAUUCUGAGAAAGUUCACUGUCGUAUAUUCCCAAAGUUAAGAACGACCUAGCCCUAUCAUGACUAUGUAUGUCGAAAAAUUCACAGCCAAUAUCCUGUUCGUAAAACGCUGAUUCUGCACUUUUUUCAUGCUGUCCCACCACUUUAUCAUCAUUCACUUGAUUUUCUCCAUGACUGUUGAUUUCGCCAACGGAUUUAUCAUUGUUCGUCUCGGAGUUCGCAGGAGUUUCC